Symbiodinium necroappetens is the source of this 681-nucleotide messenger RNA. Lineage: Eukaryota; Dinophyceae; Suessiales; Symbiodiniaceae. The record is from the annotation of a GenBank genome assembly.
AUGCAGGGGCUCUCCUGCGACUCAGACUGUGGCGGGAUCUCGUGGGACUAUGAGUUCCAGCAGCUUACAUUCAGUGGGGGCCUGUAUGGCGCAUUGCUAGGUGUCGGCCUGCUUCUGUCCAUAACAGCAGCGACGUCCAACUUGGAUUCAUGGCGGCUGAGAUUGGAGCUGCAAUGCCUGAGGCUAAACACAUCGAAGUUUUGGCUUGGGCUCGACUUUGCGCUCGCCAUGAUCCAGUCCAUCCACUUCUGUGUGCGAACGUACACGACUUCGCUGCCCUUUGUUGGCUUCAUCCUGGAAGCCAUCCCCGCAUUCUACUUCCUUUGUUAUUUGCUGCCUUUCUGGGGCUUUGCCCACUGCGAGGGAAUCCUCUCAGGAUUCUACUGGAUGCUAUUCGAUCGGGCGAUUCCAGACUCGAUCCUGAUAGGAUCGAUAGCUAGCCUGCCCGUGGCAGAGUUCGAGGGCAAGAAGACGUGGUUCGCGCCCUCCUGGCUGGCGGCGCUGCAUCUUCUGCGGUCCUGGAGCAAGAUCCUCAGAGUCUACAAGAUCAACCUAGAGAUGUUCCGCAACCAGCUGCUGGACAUCCUGAUCUCUACGUUCUUCAAGGUGUAUCUCAUGGCCAUGAUGAUGCUCACCUUCGAAAACCUCGGCGAUCCGCCUUUCUUUGUGGAGUUCUCCCAG